GGGUCCUAAAAUAGAAAACCGGAAAUGGUUAGAGCUGUUUCUGCAAUUAGGCCCACCCAUGAUGAGAAAGGAAACUUUUAGUCCUCAAAAAAAAAUCACUAGUAGAAUCAUUAGGUGUUGUAUUUUGAAUGGACACAUGAUCAGAUGCCUUUUGCAAAACAUCCAGCGUGAUCAGUUCAAUUAUAUUUUCGAUGAUUAAAAUGUUAUAUGGAUUGAAAUUUAUCAGGCCACAUUUUGGUUUUGAAAAUCUAAUGCAGUAAUGACUUCUGUAGCAUUGUAUAUACAAUAAUUCCCAGCAAGGUAAGGAUUUAGGUCUCUAAUAAAGGUUUAAUGAAAGUGCUGUAUUGCUUCAUCUUCAUGAGAGAAGAAAGGUCUGUUGGUAGCAUAUUAUUCUGGGGCAGUGGCACAGUUGAACAGUGCCAUGUUUUUAGACCUCCUAGCUUGUACCAAGGACACUGGAAGGCCGUCAUUUACCCUUUCCCCUAUAUUGGCUUUAUCCCCCUCCCCUUUUCUGCAUGGAAAAUGAACUUCCAGCACCAACACAGCAAUACCAACACUCAAACUGUUUUUGCCCUUUUUGAUCCCCUCCCUAGGGCUGCAGGGGGAUUGACACCUCCACAACCCCAGCAGCCAAAGAAGGAGUGCCCAUUUUCAUCAUUUAGUAAGUUGUUUCCACAAAAUGGAGGGAAUUAGUUCACUAGAGAAGUAUUACUCUUAUCCCAAAUAAGCCUACUCUAGCCUUGGUCUUAUCUCUUUUGGAUACAUUUGCAGGGUCAAUCAGCUGGGUUUAAAUAGGUAUUUCCAUGACCCAGUUAAGCAUGUUGUGCAAAAGGCCAGUAAUUCUUCCUCUCAAUUGCUAUCCAAUGGCAGGCAUCUUAAGUAGAGGCUGCUUAAUGCAGUUUCCAAACUUGGCACCCCCUAAAUGGCUUGAAAUACAGGUAGCUCUUGACUUAAGCCAUUUGUUUAGUGACCGUUCGAAGUUACAGUGGCACUGAAAAAAGUGACUUUUGACUAUUUUUCACAUUUACAACCACUGCAGCUUCCCUGUGGUCACACGAUCAGAAUUCAGAUACUUGGCAACUGACAAUGUAUUUAUGAUGGUUGCCAGGUCCUGGGGUCACGUGACCAUAUUUGCAACCUUCUGACAAGCAAAGUCCAUGGGGAAGCCAGAUUCACUUAACGACUGCAUCACUAACUUAACAACUGCAGUGAUUCACUUAAGAACUGUGAAGAAAGAGUGAGGCAAGAAAGAAGCAGCACAGGAACUGAGGCCAUGCUGAGUGAAACUGAGAUCUCCGUUCACCUAGCUCUCCAAAAGGCGUGGCUGCAAUUAAGCUUGCAAUCAACUCCUUUAAACACUGUCCAGAUAUGGAAAACCCAGAGGUUGAGUCAGACUUUCUCCGAAGUGUGCAUGCCCUUCUUCGGGAACUUGAUGGCCAUCAUCCAGCCUUCCAGAGUGAGAGAGGGAUGCUGAGAUGGACCUUGCACAAGAAAAUGGACCGGAAUCCCCAAAAUGGAAUCCUCUGGAUUAAAAUUUUGGUGAAAGAACUUGAAAGAGCAGAAAGAUGUAACCAUCAGAAGCACAUCAUCCCUCUGCUUCACACACUGAUGUAUACACUGAUCAAAGUGCCUUGCUUAUCUGAUGACUUAUAUGAGAGGGUCUAUGAUUUUUUUAAGAAGUUGCUUACUUUACCCAAGCCUUUCUGCACUAUUGGUUUGGAUUAUGCUUGCCAACUGAAACUAGAACGCGCAAUACCAGGGAUAUUAUACCAAAGGAAAGUCUCUGCAGAACAGGGUCUCAAAAAUGACUCAUUCCCUUAUCAGGAUAAGAUUUUCAUGUUUGUUGAUCCAGAUUUGCUCUCUGGGGCUGUGUGCCAAGCACUAGUUGAUGAAAUCAAGGCUGCUCAAAUGUUCCAGUGUGCCAGGUCCUGCAUGAUCUAUGUAAUAGCGCAUGCCUUCCAAACAGGCCUGAAGGAACAUUGUGAUAUGAGGAACUUGCAUGAAGUAUUUCAGGCAAAACCCUUAGAUGAGAUUGAACACUGUUUCCAAGAAGUGAUGGCAGCAACUGAACAUGCAGUUGAAGAAAUGAAUCUGGAAUAUAGUCGAUAUGUUGAGGCCCUUGAGAACAUCUAUAGCACAUUGUUGAGUUCUUCAGAGAGAAGGGUGAAGAAGUCUUCAGUAGGCAAAAGUUCAGACAUCCCUUUGCCCAACCCUAAGAUUAGCUUCCACCUGUGGACUGAUGAAGACCAACUUUGGAAAGAGCUGGUGCAGUUUCUCCGUUCACCAAGUCAGAGUGGUGAACAGGAUUCUCUGAGUCCAGGAAUUGAUGGCUUUGAAUUUCAAGAUCUGGUGCCAGAUUAUGACUGCUGUGAACAGACACGUUUCUCUGUGCUCUCCAAUGACAGUGGGAUUGAGCGAGACUUGCCCCUUCUGGCUGAUGACAUGCCAACUUCCUGCAAUGCUGAGACUGAGCACUCUCGGCUCCAGAGAAAGGGUUGCAUGAAGAAGAAAUAUGCAGAUAGCAUAGCUUUGCUUCAGAGUAAUUGCAGUGGGCAAGGUGCAAAGCCAACUGGGAAACUGCAGCGGAAAUACGGUGGUAGUAUCAUAGAACCAAUAGUUAAAGUGAAAAAACUGCAUACAGCUCGGGUCUUGGUGCUGGGUGAUGACAGGAUACUGGGACGCCUUGCCCAUGCCUAUCACUCUUUGAGGAAGCGAGAAAGCAGGCGAGUGUUUCUUACACAAAGGCUAAAAGUACAUUUUUAUUAUGUGCCUCUUGUUGAAGAGCAACCAAUCUCUUCCCUUACUGAGGAAGAGCCAUGUGAGUUGGCUGCCUAUCUUGGAAGAGCUGAUCCGUGGUAUGAGAGCAAUAUUAAUUCCCUCUGUUACACAAUUCCGAAGCUGGCCACCAUGCUUUCUUCACCAAGCAAAUCCACACUCUCUGAAUUGUUUAUUAUUGAUGUGAUUACAUAUUAUGUGCGUCUGGGCUUACAGCCAGUUUUCUUUCAAGUCUAUGCCGUGAAGAUUUUUUUUAAUAAUGCUGCCUUGGAGCCAGUUGAGGACAUUUUCCUCACUGAGUUAAGAAUAAAUUUUGAAGAGUUCAGCCCUUCCAGAGACAAUUUACCAACAAAGAAGAAACCAACAAUAGAAUUUCCUGGUGCAGAACUUACAUUAUUCUAUAAAAAGGUUUUGCUGAGUAACCGUGAACAGGAUGAGAUGAUUUCUUUGCGAUCUACAGGCCUUGUUAUAAAAACCAUUCCUUCACGUGAAUUUGAAGGUAAAAGUUAUGAUCUAGUGUGCUUGACUGUAAAUAUUGAUGAAGUCAUAAAAACCUCCAACAUUUCAGGACGAUCAUAUUCUUUAAUGACAAAUACUAUACGAAUGCGCGACAUCAGUCUCAGAAGUACAGAACAAAGAUCUUUUACUGUGUUCCUUGACAAGGAUUCCAGGCGAGCCUAUAAGAAUGUUAUCAGUAUUCAAGUGUUUCCUUGCCUAGAACCCAGCUACUGUUUGCAAAAGUCAAGAACAAAACAGACCAACUUGCAAGGGGAAGAAGGCAAUGAUAUAGGACUGGCCAAAUACUUACCUAAGUCUUUACUCUUACCCAUCAAUACUUUUGCAGGCAUUAUUCGAUAAAGAAGCUGAUAAUCCCAACCUUUCAAAUCUUUUGUUGAGUUUCAUUAGGAAUUAUUCAGGGAAAGAAAGGUGUCAACAUGAAAAGAAAAAAAGUAUUGUCAACAGAAAAGUCAGGUUUUUAGCAAUAGAAAAAAAAAAAAGAUCCCAUCCAAUAUAGGAAAAUUUUGUAGCAAUAGCAUGUCAGGAGCAAGGAACCAGAACUACUCCAUGAAUAAGCCAAAGCAGUUUCUUUAUUGUUAAUCACCUGUUUUUAUAAGACUCUUGCCAGACUUGACCGCAUUCGCUUGAGAACCGGUGAAUAAGGGCUUCACUAGUCUGGCCUUUGUCGCUUCCUGCCACAGACUGACACAGUACUGGUGCACCUCUUUACUCCCCCCUCUCCUUUAACCAGUGAUUCCAUCACAUUGCAUGAGAUAAAGGAAAGUGGCUUCUGAUGCAAAAGAAAACAAGGUAUGAAAUCUUUAAGCUACUAUACUGUGUUUUCUUUGAAUAAAGCAGUUCUCAUUAAUCAGAUUAAGAAAGCUUUCAUUUUAUCAUUUGUGUGGCAAAUGUAAUUAGAUUCCUUACACAGAGGCUUUGUUAAAUCUCAGCUGAGGGAGGUGUUGUCAUAAAUUUAUCACAGACAAGCUUAUUCUAAAAAAAAAAAUCAUAUAUAAGCUUUGUCCCAAAGUAAAGAAUUUAGAUUUAAUAAAGCAGGAAGCAAUGUUUCUUUCGUUAGAAAAUAAGUGGAAUAAUGUGAAACAAAUGUGUGCAUGAAUUCUUAUAUUAUAAUGGUAGUCAAGGAAACAAGAAAAAUUUGUAAAUUGUACAGUGACUGCCUUUAUUUCUGAUUUGGCCCCUUUUGCUUUCAGUUAUUCAGUACAUUUCCAGGAAUAGCCUCUCUGCUUGCUUCAGCCAUCUUGACCCCAAUUGUCUCAUAUUGCAAGAAACCUAAAUUUGUUACUUGAAUGCUCUGUUAUUUAUCCCUCUUUCUCCUUUCAUCCUAAAAUAAUGUUUUUGUGACCUUCUAUCCAGUUGUUUUCCAAUUUUAUUGACAUCUUUUCUCUCACCCUGGAGUUACCUUAGCCUGUUUCUCACUUAAUCACGGUCCCUUGGUUUUGAUCUUCUUUUAUGUCCUGUGAUUUUAUGUAUCUUUUUAAAAUUUCAUUGAUUCUCCCUUCACAUUCUGUGUCUAAAUAAAUGUUUUUAAUACACAAAUAUGUCCUUGAAUCAUCCCAGGUGAGUCCAUGCAAUUUUCUUGGCAGUGUUACAAAAUGGUUUGUCACUGUCUUCUUCAGGGUCUUACCUGCACCCCCACAUCUUUGCAGUUUAGUCUACCCUGGAAUUCCUAGACAAUCCCUCCUCUAAAUAUUGACAGGGCCCACUGCUUAGCUCUUAAUAUCAGCCAGGCUCAGCUGGCUGCUGAUUUUAUUGAGGUCUGUUACUAUACAGAUCUAUUACACAAAUUAUGAUAAUAUAUGAAACUCAUUCUGUUUUGCUGCACUGGUGAUUUGGGGAGCUAUAAUUUCAUGAAAUAAAGAUAAUCAUACCUGAAUCAGGUUGCUGAAGAAUGCUUUGAUUGUGAAGGCAACAGUAGGUGACCAUCCUGAGGUACAGGUAUUGUAGCUGAAGGGAUCAUUCCUGUAUAUGAUGCACACGAGGAUUAAACGAUCAAAGUUGAGUAGAGUUCAGGCGUAUGUUCCUGCCUCCUACAGUAUUCUUAAACUAUUCUGUUUUUCAUUUUGCUUACUGAUCCCCACUGGUUCUUCAGGAUAAUUUAGGAAAUAAUACUACUGGUAAAAUGGAAUGACAAAAAUAAAAAUUCUAGUAAAGUAUGACCAUGAAUAUCACAAGGGGAGAAAAUAAUUGUUUUAGGGAUGUUACAAAAGUUUGUCUGCUUUCUGCGGCCACUUCUAUUACACUUUUUAUAUUGCUUUCUAUUCAAACCUGCUUUAGCUAUUAAUGCACACACACUCUUCCUAUAAAACACGAAUAGUUUACAUGAAAGGAACAGACUGCAAGUUUUAUGCAGCAUGAUGUUUAGAGUUCUCAGAAGCAGCCUUUAUACAGUUUUGUCUUUCUAUUUUUCUAAGUAAUGGACAGGUAUGUCCAUGGGGUUCCAUUCAGUUGCAUAAUCCUUGUAAAUAGACAAAAGCUGGAAUACCGAAGGGAUCACAAACAUUCAACAGAGCAAUAAUACAAAUUAUAUAGGUUGAGUAAUGAUGGAUGGAAAAACAGAUCAUAUAAAACUAAUAUUUUCAUGAGCUGCUGUAAAGGUCAAUCUCUUUUUAAGAAAUAAAAGAUAUAAUUUUAAGCAUGGUUUAAAGGGUUUCCUAAACAUGGUGCUGCAGCUAAAUGUUUACAACCCAAAAGUUAUUAGAUUGUUUUGAAUAUUAUAUCUGUAUUAAAUGGGGAUGUACAUUGUGUAAAUACAUUAUAAAUUAUUUGUAUAGAUAUAACAUCUGCUGGAAAGUGGCAGUCUUUAAUUUCAUUAAAUAACUUUUUAAAAAGUUGAA
Molecule: messenger RNA, 6128 nt
Organism: Crotalus tigris (Tiger rattlesnake)
Lineage: Eukaryota; Metazoa; Chordata; Lepidosauria; Squamata; Viperidae
Gene: PIK3R6
Product: phosphoinositide-3-kinase regulatory subunit 6
Exons: 20
Coding region: 1369-3633 (754 amino acids)
Biological process (GO): positive regulation of MAP kinase activity; G protein-coupled receptor signaling pathway
Cellular component (GO): phosphatidylinositol 3-kinase complex, class IB
Molecular function (GO): 1-phosphatidylinositol-3-kinase regulator activity
Source: RefSeq, a predicted model, not a curated record